GUCGCAUUCCCUGUAGAGUCGCGACAACAUCAUCGCCUCGUCCAUCUCCCUGAUAUUGCCCUUAGUGCCUAGAUCCCCUACAUAUGUCUUCGCGAGUGGUGCCUUUGCAGUCCAGUUUCCACGUCGCCAGCGAGUUGCGAUAGUUGCGCGACAAAUCGACAUGGCCGAAUCCGAAACCGCAGAUGCGCCCGUGACCGAGCCAGUCGAGUCCAUCGAAGUCGAGCCCGCUGUCAAGGAAGAGGAUGCAGCCGACGACAAAUCCGACAAUGAAGGCGACGGUGCCGAAGAAGCUGAAGAAGCUGACGAAGCUGACGAAGCUGAGGACGCCGCCGGAGAAGGACAAGAGGAGCCUCCCGUCUCUGUUGACCAGUACAGGGCUUUGAAAAACAUCACCGAUAUCGUGUCAAACUACAAGACCAAAGUCAAGGAUGAGGACUACUAUCCUGCUCAGCUCUUUAGGCGCAAGCCCAACCGACGAGUCCUACCAGAUUACCACGAAAUCAUCAAGGACCCUGUGGCUCUCAGUACUCUUAAGCAGAAGAUACAAAGAAAGCAAUACACGGGCAUCCCUGAGUUCGUCCGCGAUUUUGCCUUGAUUGUCCACAACGCGCAGGUAUACAACAGACCGAAUUCGGCCCCCGUACGCGACGUCCUUCUUUUGCAGACGGUUUUCAAGGAGGAACUCAAGAAGCUGGUGGAUGAAGGCUUGAUCCAAGAAGAUGAAACUGUCUUCCCAGAUCUCGGAGAGAUUCCCGAUGCAACCCCUGAGCCGAGCCCAGUGUCCGACGAAGACGAAGACAAUGAGGACGACGAGGAUGAUGACGAUGAUGACGAUUCUGAAGACGAUCGCAGGAAGCGAAGACGGAAAAGCGCUCGACAUAGCAUUUCAGGACGGAAGGGUCGCGACGAAGACGAUGACAGACGCGACGACGCAGAUCUUCGGAAGCGACGAGGACGACCCCCCAAGGUGGACACGCCGAUGGAGGCGCGAAUCAAAGCCAUCCUGAAAGGCCUCCGUAAGCCGAAGGACGACGACGGUAACCUGAAAAUCCGUCAUUUUGAGCGAUUGCCCGAUAAGAUGGAGUAUCCAGCUUAUUUUAUUGAGAUCAAAGACCCGAUUGCUCUCGACACCAUCAAGAAGAAGGCCAAAAGAAAGAAAUACCAGUCCCUCGAGCACUUCAUGAAGGAUCUUGAUCUUCUCUUCAACAAUGCAAUGCAAUUCAACGAGGAUGGAAGUGAAAUCUACCAGGAUGCGGUAGACCUCCAAGCAGAAGCACAGAAAUUGGCCGAAAUUGAAAAGGCCAAACCUGACGAAGAAUACCUCAUGGAAGACGGCAGAAGACCCUUGCCAAAUGGGAUUUUCUACAAAAAUGAGCUCUGGAAGGUCGGUGACUGGGUCCAUAUCCAGAACCAAAAUGAUGUGACCAAGCCGAUUGUCGCUCAAAUCUACCGGACUUGGGAGGAUUCUGAUGGCCAGAAGUGGAUAAAUGCGUGCUGGUACUACCGACCAGAACAAACCGUACAUCAGUACGAGAAGCACUUCUGGCCGAACGAGGUGGUCAAGACGGGUCAGUACCGGGAUCAUAGGAUCGAGGAAGUGAUCGAUCGUUGUUUUGUCAUGUUCUUCACCAGAUACACUCGUGGCAGGCCUCGAAACAUCGAUCCCACAAAAGACGUCUAUGUCUGUGAAGCCCGGUACAAUGAGGAGAAGCACAGAUUCAACAAGAUCAAGACAUGGGCCAGUUGUUUGCCUGAUGAGGUGCGAGACAAAGAUUAUGAGAUGGAUUUGUUUGAGGUGCCUCGAAAGAUCAAGAAAGUGCCCAGCCCACUCAAACAUCUCUUGAAGGACACCAUGAAAGAGACGGACGAGAUUCCUUCUCCUCAAUGGGGCCAUCCCAACGCACCGCCAAUCGUGGGUGGAAUCCAUAAACAUGCCCGCGACGAAAAUCAAUCGCCGCCCCCGGAACCGACGCCUCCGCCUCCUCCUACACCACCAGCGCCGAUUGCGAGACAGCCUUCGAUGAGCACUGUCGCCAACAUGGCACAACGUCCCAUGCCGAAUGGCGCAGGAAGUCACGUUCCACCGAGUCUGCAAUCUCAGAUGACACGCCCAUCACCCUCUUUGACUCCCAAUACAUUCCAACACCAGUCAAUCUCGCCUGCGCCUCAAUAUGGCCGACAGACCUCCUAUCAACAAUCACAGCCACAAUCCCAUGCAACCAUUGCACCCCAGACCCCGGCCUCCCAGCCAUCACACCAUCCUUAUAACCCGCACCCCCAAAUCCACCCGCAGCCGACAUUGACUCCCGCCCACCCCGCAAACUACUCAUCUUCUACCACUCCCUCCCAGGGGAUGUACAAUCGUCCACCUCAAGUACAACCAGCUGGUGCCGCCACCAUCAACCCGGCUCAAUCAUAUGGACCUUUUGCCUCGACGGCCGCCACCACUUACCCCGAUCAGCGCGUCGCCGAAGUCUUUGUGCUCUCGGACACGGCCAAUGAAUCGAUUCCGAAACACAUCCGUGACCAAUUCCCACAAGACGAUCAAGGACGUGUGCUGUUCUUCACGAGGCCGCCUGUCCUUCAUGACAUGACUGUCAAAGGUAAAGAUGGGCAACCACUGAUGCAUACGGAGAAAUACCUCCAGGCCAAGAAAGAGAAGGAACGGCUGAGGGAGGAGAGGAAACGGGCAAGAGAAGAAGCCGAGGAGGCUGGGAGGAACACGAUGAAACGUGCGAGGAUUGCUGUUUGAACAGGAGCUUUCAUAUGGGAUUGAUUGUGACGUACCCUGUGCGAGUUGGACUGAAGAAAUUCCAAGAGGACACGGAGAGAUCUAUAAUGUAUUAGUCUCAGCCCAGCGUCGGCGCUGGCGGAUAUCUGAUGGCUUAGACGCACCAAAGCCCUUAUUUCC
This is a messenger RNA of Cladophialophora immunda, 2911 nucleotides long. RefSeq lists its product as uncharacterized. The record is from RefSeq and is a predicted model, not a curated record. The transcript is spliced from 3 exons. Lineage: Eukaryota; Fungi; Ascomycota; Eurotiomycetes; Chaetothyriales; Herpotrichiellaceae. Gene Ontology annotation, cellular component: RSC-type complex. Gene Ontology annotation, molecular function: protein binding; chromatin binding. The coding region runs from base 161 to 2752 and encodes 863 amino acids. Gene Ontology annotation, biological process: chromatin remodeling.